Molecule: messenger RNA, 1134 nt
Organism: Eremomyces bilateralis CBS 781.70
Lineage: Eukaryota; Fungi; Ascomycota; Dothideomycetes; Eremomycetales; Eremomycetaceae
Product: M6 metalloprotease
Exons: 4
Coding region: 1-1134 (377 amino acids)
Biological process (GO): proteolysis
Molecular function (GO): peptidase activity
Source: RefSeq, a predicted model, not a curated record
AUGUAUUCUUCGACACCAGACCGACUGGGCCCACGGCAAGCCACCCACGCCUGCAAACUCCCGGCCAAGCGAGGAGCAUAUCUCACCGAGGGGUUCAGCUCGACAUCGACCUUCAUCAAAACCAUCGGGGUCACGAAGGCGGCCGUAAUCUUCAUCGACUUUCCAGAUACCCCUGCUACGGAUACCGUGCAGAGUCUCUAUGACAACCUGCUCCCGGGAGGUGCGCAAUUCUUUAACAUCUCCUCGUAUGGGCAAAUGCAACUGGAAGCGGUGUCGGACAUGAAGUUUCAUCGCAUGCCUCAGGCGAGCACAGGCUAUCGUUGGGAUCGGGAGACGUUCAGUGGGACUAGCCAGCUUCGAUAUAUCAAAGACGCAAUCGCCGCAGCCGGAGGUGGUACGCCCUAUACGGGGUGUGAAGUGCUGUAUAUCAUACCCACGCGGGCAGCGCGGUCCAUUGGGUUCUCGCCGACAUCGAUGGGGGCAGCCACACUGGGUGACGGGACUCAGGUGAAGAGCGUUGUGACAUUCGGACAGGACCAAUGGUCAUGGGGUUACGGAGUCCUGAACCAUGAGACCGGCCAUACGAUGGGCCUCCCCGAUCUAUAUCCGAUGGAUUCUGCCGGGCGUCCAACGGAAUAUUAUGUCGGUGGAUGGGACCUGAUGGGACUCAUUUCCGGCACUUCCCCUGAUUUCUUCGCCUGGCACAAAUGGAAACUUGGCUGGAUCGAGGAUGACCAAGUCGCGUGCAUAGGUACAAAGGGCACGUCGAGUUUCACAAUCAGCCCGAUUGAAAGAGCGGAGGGUAUUAAAGCGGUCGCCGUGCGAGUCAGCGAUACCAAAGCCAUUGUCAUGGAAGUAAGGUCGAAAGAGGGGUUGAGCACGGACUCCUGUACAGUAGGAUUGUUACUGUACUCCGUUGACACGGAGGCCGAGAGCGGUACAGGCCCUGUGCGUGUCCUCAACACGAAGCCGUCCUCAAGGGGUUGUUCCCCUUCGAAGGGUGGGGAGUUGACUAGCGCAGCGUACGACUUCGCAAAAGCUGAAACGAAGAUUGGAGUUGCGGCGAACGGCAUCAGUGUUCAGAUCACUGGUGUCCAGAACGGGGAAUAUCGAGUUUCGGUGACCUGGCAAUAG